This is a messenger RNA of Cuculus canorus (common cuckoo), 10867 nucleotides long. Its product is annotated as potassium voltage-gated channel subfamily A member 6-like. Gene Ontology annotation, molecular function: delayed rectifier potassium channel activity; protein binding. The transcript is spliced from 4 exons. The coding region runs from base 131 to 2662 and encodes 843 amino acids. Gene Ontology annotation, biological process: protein homooligomerization; potassium ion transmembrane transport. Lineage: Eukaryota; Metazoa; Chordata; Aves; Cuculiformes; Cuculidae. Gene Ontology annotation, cellular component: voltage-gated potassium channel complex; membrane. The record is from RefSeq and is a predicted model, not a curated record.
GCAGCCAGCGCUGUUUCGCAGCGCCCCUCGGGGCCCGGACUGGAGGAUCGGGGAAGCUUUUCGUGGUGGGAGAAGAAGAAAUGCAGGGUCGGUGCCACCGCUUGGAUGAGCAGCUGGGGACCUGCAGCCCAUGGCGGGUUUUCACUCCCCACCAAAAGCCCCCGGGCUGGGGCUGCUGCGGGGGAAGAAGCGGGGCUGGUGUGUCCGAGGGCUCCUACAUCUCUUUCUCCUCCCUCUCGCGUGUGUGCGCGCUCCUACACCUUCUGAUCCUCUCUCUGUCCCCUCCCGCAUGUGUGUGGCACCUACACCUCCUCCUCUUCCCCCUUCGUGUGCGUGUGUGUCUGUGCUCCUACACCUCCUUCUCCAUCCCUCUCUCUCUCCCUCUCCCUUUCCCGUGUGUGUGUGUCGGUCCUACACCGUCUCCUCUCCCCCCUUCGUGUGUGUGUGUGUCUGUGUGCUCCCACACCUCCUCCCUCUCCCUCUCCCCUCCCGUGCCUCUGUGUGUGUGGCUCCUACACCUUCUCCUCCUCUCUGUGUCUCCUCCCGUGUGUGUGUAUUAAGAGGCUCCUACACCUUCUCCUCUACCCCCUUCGUGUGUAUCGGUGUGUGCUCCUACACCUCCUUCCUCCUUCUCCAUCGCUCCCCCUCCCCUCCCGUGUGUGCGGAGGGCUCCUACACCUCCUCCUCCUUUCUCUGCCCCCUCCCGCGCGCGUGUGUCUGUGUGUGCUCCCACACCCUCUUCUCCUCCUUUUCCCUCUCCCUCCUUCUCCCUGUCCCCUGCCGUGUGUCUGUGCGCUCCUACACCUUCUUCUCCCCUCUCUUUCGCUCAUCCCUUCCCGUGUGUGUGCGUGUGUGCGCGCUCCUACACGUCCUUCUCCUCCUCUCUCUCCCCGUGUGCGUGUGCGCUCCCACACCUCCUCUCUCUCUGUCUCCCCCACCCCUCUCCCCUCCCGUGUCUCCGUGUGUGCGCGGCUCGGAGGGCAAAGCCGGGCGCGCCGCGCAGCAUCGCGGAGCGCCGGCAGCGGAGCCGGGAGCGGAGCCGGGGCGCAACAGGCGGUGGGAUGCCGGCGGGCAGCGCUGCCGCCCGCUGAAGGCUCGGGCGGUCGCGAUGCGGGCGGAGGAGCCGCUGGCGCUGGCGGCGCCGCGGGCGGCGGGCGGCGAGGCGGAGGCGCCGGGCGAGGAGCGGAGCGGCGGCAGCUGCUGCAGCAGCGAGCGGUUGGUCAUCAACAUCUCCGGGCUGCGGUUCGAGACGCAGCUGAGGACCCUCUCCAUCUUCCCGGACACGCUGCUGGGCGACCCCAGCCGACGGGUGCGCUACUUCGACCCCCUCCGCAACGAGUACUUCUUCGACCGCAACCGACCCAGCUUCGACGCCAUCCUCUACUAUUACCAGUCCGGGGGGCGGCUGCGCCGGCCGGUCCAUGUGCCCCUGGACAUUUUCCUGGAGGAGAUCCGCUUCUACCAGCUGGGCCAGGAGGCCAUCGAAACCUUCCGGGAGGACGAGGGCUUCAUUCAAGAGGAGGAGAAGCCCCUGCCCCAGCAUCACUUCCAGCGCCAGGUUUGGCUGCUCUUUGAGUAUCCUGAGAGCUCUGGGCCGGCCAGGGCCAUUGCCAUCGUCUCCGUGCUGGUCAUCCUCAUCUCCAUCGUCAUCUUCUGCCUGGAGACCCUGCCCGAGUUUCGCCAGGAGCCCAAGGGCACCCAGACUGGCUUUGGGGAGUCAUCGCUGCCAGGGGACGAGGCACUGCUGCUGCCGCCACCGCCACCACCAAGCGGGACUCCGACCCCCCUGCACCCUGCCGCUGGCACCGGCCCCUUCUUCACCGAUCCCUUCUUCCUCAUAGAGACCCUGUGCAUCAUCUGGUUUUCCUUUGAGCUUCUUGUCCGCUUCUUUGCCUGCCCCAGCAAGCCUGAGUUCUCCCGCAACAUCAUGAAUAUCAUUGACAUCGUGGCCAUCAUCCCCUACUUCAUCACCCUGGGCACUGAGCUGGCCCAGCAGCAGCAACAGAAACAACAGCCUGGCAGCAGCAGCAACAAUGGGGGCCAGCAGCAAGCCAUGUCCCUGGCCAUCCUCAGAGUCAUCCGCCUGGUCAGAGUCUUCAGGAUCUUCAAGCUCUCCAGGCACUCCAAGGGACUGCAGAUCUUGGGGAAGACUCUCCAAGCCAGCAUGAGGGAGCUGGGCCUCCUCAUCUUCUUCCUUUUCAUCGGGGUGAUCCUCUUCUCCAGUGCUGUCUACUUUGCAGAGACCGAUGACCCCGACUCCCUGUUCACCAGCAUCCCUGAUGCUUUUUGGUGGGCAGUGGUGUCUAUGACCACUGUGGGCUAUGGGGACAUGUACCCCAUGACAAUUGGUGGCAAGAUUGUGGGCUCCUUGUGUGCCAUCGCGGGUGUGCUCACCAUUGCCCUUCCUGUCCCUGUCAUCGUGUCCAACUUCAACUACUUUUACCACCGAGAGACUGAUCAUGAAGAGCAGUGCCAGUACACCCAUGUCACCUGUGGCCAGCAGCAGUCGCCCUUCUCUGAGCCCAAGAAGGGGGACAGUAAUCAGUCUCUCAGCAAAUCUGAAUUCCUGGAAGCUGAAGACCUGGAGUCCAUGAAGUAUGCCAACUUCAUUCCUCCCAACAACCAGGGUUACAAAGAGAAGAAAAUGCUGACAGAGGUGUGAUCAGUUUUGUUGUUCUGAGUCCAGACAUGAAGCUGCAAGCUGCUACACAGCCGUCUUCCUACUAGCAGCUGGAUCUAUUCAGCAUUUACAUGCCAGACUGUGAAUUAUGAUACCGUAAACAGAAUGAUUGUGAUAAUGGGCUUUUCUGUCCUGAUUUGCUGUUUCUUGUUACUGUGUGUAGCCAGAAAUGUUCUUGCUUUAUUCUGUGGAGUGCUAGCUGUCAUCCCCCACUCCUUCAUGUAUUUCUUGCUCUGUUUUUGAAGACUGCUUUAAUCCAGUAUUUGCUCUGAAACCUGGCCUUUCUAUUCCACUAGCAGAGAAGCCCUUGCCACUAUUUCAGCUGGAGGAUCCAUCAGCGAGUAAACAGUUAAAGGGGCGACAAACAUCUGGCUUGAGCUGUGUCCUUAGUUCCUGUGCCAGCGCAGUGCCCUUGGCUGUGGGAUCAGUCACGCCUGCCAUGCCAUUGCCUUUGAAUAAUGGAAACGCUGUAGCCAGCAUCACAGUGAGUUCUGCAGCUGUAGGGGAAAGUCAGCAAGCAGAUGCCUUCCUUCUUCGCAGCCCUUGGCAUUCUAAAGGUCCUCUUGCUUUGUGUUUCAAAAAAGGUCCAUAGUUCUGAAAGCUCUUCACUACUUGUGACCAUAUACCAUUUAUCAAAAACUGGCUUAAAGAAAUCAACAGACUCGGUGCAAGAUUCUCUGUGUUUUGAGCUUAUUUAUGCCAGUGCCCUGAUGUUAAUUGGGUUUUACAGUACCAACUUAAUCUUCAUAGUGGUAAGUGCCUUCUGACGCAAGGCACAUUUCAGUAAAUUCUUUUGUUAUCUCCGCAGUUUAUCUCCACACAACAGCACUUAAUGAGAUGUACAUUAUGCUUCAGAUAUCUGGUUCUGUAUUCAGGCGUGUGAAAGCAAAUGACUCCACUGUGUUUGCAUUGAGUUGUUUGUGUAGCUAAAGGAAGUUUGCAUGUUGGUAUUUUGUUGACAUUGCUGAAAAACCCUGACCACAGACAGUGGCACCUGUGCUGCCUGAAGAUUGCACUGAUUUAGCAGGUCACAGGCAGAAAUUGCCCCAGGGUAAAUGUGUCAACAUUUGAGAUUUAGACUGGCAUGGAUACAAACCUUCCUGAGCCAUCUGCACAAAUCCAACAGCAUACACAGACAUUUCAUAUGAGGGGAGAAACAGCUAGCCUUAAUGAGAUGCUUUUAUCAUAUUGCUGAUCUAGCCGGUUCUUGGUAUUUGAUGGAUAGGAGGCAUAGCAAUGUCUUUUGCCUGCACUAGGUUUUAUGAGAGCAACUUAUGGUAGCAAUGCAAAAUGCAUAGCUUGGCCUGUAGUGCUGUGUUUUCCAAGGUACCAUAGAUUUGCAUCUCAAGAUGCACAUUUUGCUUCCCAGGUAUUUUCUUUUUUUUUUUUUUUUUUCAAUCAGCUCUGCCUUACAACCUUUAAAAUGUUUCAUAUGCUGCCAGCAGGUGAGAAAGGCAAAUGGAUGCUCUCAGAUUCUAUUGGCAAAUUUUCCUGCAAGGAAAAGUCUUCCUUGUUUUAAAUCCAAGUGUAUAUUCUGCAUUCACAUGUGCACAUGUGUAUAAAAGCAAAGGCAGCCAUUAAUGCCUUGCAUCAUAGUGUAUGAUAUACAUAUUAGAAUGUACUACAUAUUGCAUGUGACACAUGUAAUACAUAAAGCAGACGUAAUAUCAAGAUGCAAAAUAUAUAGAAUACAUUUCUGCAUACGUUUACAUUAUGCUUUUCAACCAUAAGGCUAGGAGUGCUAAAGACAUGUACUUUAAUAUAGUCAGAACUGACUGUAGAACUGGUUGUGAGAUGGAAUCUGUUUGCAUCUUCAUUACUCUGCUUGUUUUGUCAUCUUCAGAUCUGGCUCCAUGCCUAGAGUGCUUUUAUUGUGGCCUCUCCUCAUCUGGGCCCUGAUCAUAUGGUAGAAGUUGUUUGUGUAAAUCCUAACUGCUCUGCAUUUCUCCAGAGUCCUGUCAUCUUCUGAAAGGUUUUUAAUGUAGAGGGAUCUCCCUUGGGGUCAGCACACAACUGUUAUACUAAACCAUCUUUUUUCUCUUUCACUAAAAUCAGUAGCAGAAUACUACUUGUCUUGGUUACUACAGGUCAGUCUGGGAGACAAAAGUGUGGUGUGAUGAGGGCUCCAUACCUUAAGAGGAUUUUGCCUGAAUAUAUAGGUGCCUGAUUUCUCUUUGGUUCAUCAGAACUGAGGCAAAGGUCUCUGAAAAUAUGGUCAUUGGAAGCCAUUCUGCGUCUCUUGAAGCAUGUAACCAGCUGGUGGGUAAGUAAUUCUGUUGAAUAAGGGGAACUGAGGAAGGAUCAGCAUGGUGGCAUCUCUGUUGACUUUGUGUAAAAAGUUGUCUUGGUCAUUGAGAUAAUUCAGUAAAAAGCUGUUCUUGUGGUUAGUUGUUUUUCAGGGUCACUGUAAUGAAAUCUUUUCUGUGAGUGCGAGAGAGUGGCUCUUCUUCAAAUUUUGUUUUGCUCUAGCAGGUGGUCUAGAAACUAGCAAAAGAACCUGCUAUUUAAGAGGAUGUUUCGAGGCUGCUGCUAUCUCCCAGCAGAAUGUCCAUGUUUGGGGUUAUUUUAUGCCUGAGUGUAUCAGCUGAUAAAAGUUUCCUCAAAGUAAGAUAUAAAAAACUCAGGUUGAAUGCAAGUUCGAGAGGAGGCAUGAGACACACUGAGCCAGAAAAUUCCCACGUUCAUUUCUUUCUUGGGCCUGACCCCAUUGCGCCUGCCAGGCGGGAGCCUUCCGUGCUCAGAACAGGUUGUUCUCCCAAGCAGCAUAAUAGACGGCUGGGUAAGGAGAGUCCAACAAAAAGACAUGUGAGACGAGUUACUGGUAGCAUAAUCCCAAUGUGUCUUAGAGAUGCUCUUGUAAAGCAAUUUCCUACUCUCAGGUAAAAUUCAGCAGUGAGUUUCUAGCUGGCGUGUUGCCUUCAUGGAGGCCUGUGUGUGCAUGCAGGUGUACACACAAAGCGCUGGUGUUAAAGAACUUGGUUGCGAACAGCUAGCUUUUGUGGUUUUGCAAUCCAUGUUUUUCAGUUCUGAAGAGAAAGCACAAAUGAAAAUGUAUAAAACAGGAGUAGUGUUUAGUCCGUGGGUUUUCUGUGUUAGAGCUAAGAGAAAUACAAAAAGCUGACAGAAGCUCGGAAACAGUGGACUUUGAUGUGGGCAUGUGAAUCCUUUGCUAUGCAUCUCGUGAAAAGCAAGGCAGUGAAGUCCCAGCAUCAUCAAUAGUACUAUAUAUUACAGAACUUCUGCAAUUUGACAUUAUUAUUAAGGAACCUUUCAAGUGACUGAAGUGACAUAGUGGCACCUGGACCACUGACUUCACAGAAGACUUGUGUCACCAAAUCACAGAGAUGCUUUCAAAAAUCUUACCUCAAGUUCUAAGCCCUUAGGACACCGUGCUGAAUGUUUGAAAUAUAAAUCUGUUUGUUCGUCUAGCUGUUUCCUUCUGAAGGCAGAGCACAUCCUCGUGAAGCAAAGUAGACACCUCCAGGGACUUGUUUCCAUAACAACCUCCCAGACUGUUUCUCUCUACCCUGUGACUUUGGCUACAAGCAAAAGCACUCGUUGAAUGUUUUCUGUUCUCGGCUGUUAUUACCUUGUCUUUACACUGUUUUCUUUGCUUACUAAAGAUGAACCCAUCACCUUAUAUCAUCUACAGCUGUUAUGUUCAACUCCAGACAGGCAUUUACCAGUAUUUGAAAGCAGAGACUGCAAACUAGGGAAGGAAUUUUAUUUAUAUGUCCUUGCACACAGAGAGGUGGGGAGCAUGUGAAGGACAAUCUGAGCACUCACAGUCAAGGGCGUGAGGGGCAACUGGCCUGUGAAUCCAUCAUCUGAGUGCACAGUGACAAGGAACAAGAGAUGCACUAUCACAUUAAAAAAACAAUCUCACUAGGAAAUAGUUUUGCUGUGGAAGAGGUUAUUGCUCCUUCCUGAACCCUUGGCUGUUCUGUGACAAGCAGUUCCGCAAAUGAUUUUCCCAGAGGACAUUUUGCACCAAGUCAGGACUGGAUAGAAGUCAUCUUGUUGGAGGUGAGGAAGGGAGGAGAGGAAGAAUUUUAAGGAGAAUAUUUUUAUUUUAUCCACAACUUAUCAACCAUGUAAAAGACUAAGCACAAAAAGCAUAAGACCUGCUUUGUGAUAUUUCGAAGUCUACAUUACUGGUGGAUUCCUGCACUUACCUCCAAAAUAAAAUUGCUAUUGUGAUCCUGUUUGGAAAAUGUUGCAAUUUAGGAUUUUUGAGCUAUUUUCUGGUUUGGCCCUGUUCCUUUUGAUCCAGCUUUCAUGGAUAAAAUCUCACUGCUACAGCAGCUGUGGGGGUGAAGGUACUGGACUUGAUGUUCCCUCCUAGACCCUCUCUUUCAAUAUGCAGAGAUCCCUAUGGAGAUGAACGAUGCGUGUAAAGGAAAUCCAGGGCAACAAGAGGCAGGGUAAGGCUGAAGUGUCUUCUGUACUGUGAUGGAAAGAACAGCAUCAUCCCUAAAAGCAAAGGAAAAAAACAGCUCCAGUGUCUGCUGCUAUAGCAGAAGCAGGUCCUGCUUACAUCAGGGAAAGAUCUGCGGAUCACAUCAGGAGUUAACCACAGCUUUCCCAAAAGAUCUCAUCUGAUUUGAUUCCAACUUGAUGGCAUCCAUUUUCAGGAAGCAGAUGCUGCCCUCUUUUACAUUGGUGCAAUUCUGGAAUAACUCCACUGACGUCAGUGAAGUGACUCCAAAUUUAUCCCCGGUGAAAGCAGAAUUGGACCACAGUCUUUUUGUUUGCUUAUCUGUACAGUACUCUCAGGAAGGUGCACCAUUACCAUACUAUAAGGGGAAGAACCUUGUUCCAAAUUGCCACUCAGAACCUUAAUUGCUGCUCCAUCUCCCAGAGAAGGGAGGUACACGUGAUUGUGUUCAGUCUCUCUUUUCCCAUCCAUCCCAGGAUAGUAUUUGGGCACUUCUCAGAGAAAGGAAGACUACAGAUUCUCCUGCUGGGGAAAAUGAACUCACAAGGAGUACUGACUGCCGGUUUGCUUCUCUCUACUGUUCUCUACGCCAUGAUUAUUGUUUGAAUGCUUUUAAAUUCCUCAAAUGAGUCUUGAGGAUGGCCACAAUUGCUUGUGCAUUUAAUGGUGGGUAAGAAAACAAUUAAUGAAAGUGCAAUGAACCUACAGAAGACCAAUGCAGAAAUGGAAAGAUUGCCUUUGUUAAUUUUUUUUCCUUUUGCUAUGGAUUUACUCUCCCAGAAGAUGCUACAGAACCCAGACAGAUGCCAGACAGUCAAAAUUAAUAGUGAAUAUGUUAGUAAGCAUGGUUCUUCACUACUCUGGAACAGAAGUAUUGAAUGAAUGCUGCCCCAUUUCUCCAUUGAAUUUCAUAAUGAAGGGAUAUUUGCACAGUAAAGAUGUUCUUCAACAUCAUCAAGAUGGACAUAAAGUAAAGCUACAAAAAAUGUGUUCUGAAGAAAGAAGAAUAUUUUUGCUUCUACUUAUUUUUGGGUAAUUGUUGCCUAUCUCAGAGCAUUUUACAGAUUGAAAAGUAUUAACAACAUUUUUUCCAACACACAACUUUUGCAAAAAAAACUAAAUAAGUUCCUGGGGAAAAAAUGAAAAAAAGAUUUAGAAAGAUUUUGUCUGAGAACCAGAUUUAGAUUUGAGGCCUUGGUUUAGUGAAAUGCUUAUUAUGCAAAUUUUUAACCUUAUCCAUUGGAGCAUAUAUUACAUAGACUAUUUGAACUGUUCUGUUACUUAAAAUCAGGUAUGUUCUAAAGUAUCUUGGUUAACAGAAUCUUGAGUCAGUCACUAUUAAACAUGUCUGCUGUCUGAUUAGCUAAAUCUAUCCAAUUUCAGAACAGAUUUUGCAUAACAAUUUGUUAAUGCUAUCACGUACAAUACAGAGCUUUCAUGCUAGAGGAUAACAUAUUAAUCAUUGUUUAAUCCCCUCACUUCUUGAUUAAAUUAUAAGUAGAGUCUUUGGAAUUCUAUGUGAAACAUAGGAAAGUAUAGCAAAAGAGAGGAUGAAAAAUUGACCUGACAAAUCAAAAUUUAAAGGGAGAAAGGGGAAGAAAGAGAACUAUUUUUCAUAUUUCCAUUACCUCUUUGUUUCAAGACAAUGAGUAAAUAAAUAAAUAGACAAUUUCAGGCAAACCUGAGUAGCAAUUCAAUCUUUUUUUUGACAACUAAAUUAAACAGCCCCUCAACUUGCAAAGCUUAGUUGUGUGCCUGAACCAUGUGAGACCUGAUAUUCAUGCUGAGGCUAAAUCCAUUCAUCAAGACUUGCAGUGUUGAACUUUCUUGGGCCAAGGAAAGGCAGCAGACAUAUAGAUAGAGUGUAAUGAUACAGGAUCCAAGAAUGAUGAGAAAAGAGCUGAAAAAUCACAUGCUAAGAAGAACUUGUGAGUUGGUGGGUGGUUGAGCUCAGCCUCCAAGCGAUCAUGACUUCAAAGGAGGCUAAUUACUUUCAUUUGUCUGGCAUGGUGCCUGUGUAAAGGGUGCAAAUAAAAGUUUUGAGUUGCCCAAUCUCUAUGAAAAACAGACAUUCCUAAGAUUCAGAGGACUGAUCCAGAGACUGAAAAGAUAGCUGUAGGUUUCAGGAAAGUCAUAUUUUGUUUAAAAAUUGUAUUCAGCAAAUCUUUUGUGUUCUUCCAAUUAAUUUUCAGACAACAUUUUUUUUUUUAACUUCGAAAGUUAUUUUAAAAUAGCUGCAGGAUCCUAGAAUUGGUACUUCUUUUUAUGUGAUCGCAUGUGCAAGAAAAUUAAGAUCUAUUUCCACUUCUGCCACAGAUGUUGUGUGCUGAUAGAUAAGUCAGACACAGGCGGAUGCAUCUAACAUACAGAUGUGUAUUAUAUGUUAUGCAUAUCUGAUACAUGUCUCAUUUUCCCAUAAAACCUCCUUUCUAUCUGUUUGGAUUGUAGACUGUUUAGGCACGGACUAUUAGAUCAUUUAGACUGUCUGGAUGGUACCACAAAACAAUAUAUUACAAACAUGCUAUCUUAUAGUAAUAUAAGAAAUGAACAGAUAAGUGAUCUGUGUCCUUAACUUUAUGGAAAUGUGCAAAUAUUCUAGGCUGUAAAACUCAAAACUACAUGAGAUGAGAUGUAGGUACAAAUCUCAUGGCUUUGUGAGAGAAAAAACAAUUAAUUAUUUCAAAAAGAACUCUAAGGAAAAAUUAUCUUCAAAAACUAAAAAUGUGCUCCUAAAGAGAGGAAUAAGAGAAAAACAGUAACAAACCUAUCAAAUAAUGAUUACAUCAUCACAUAUCCCAUGGGGACUUCUUAGACUCCUUGAAGGAGUUUCUGAUGAAAAAUUCCUGCUGAGAUCUGAAUCCUAUGGCAGGAUUGUCAUUGCGAUCCCCCCCCCACAUACACUUAAAUGGAAAUACCAAUUUUUGCAGGCUGUAAAUUUAAAUGUGAUUACUUUGAGUCUAAACGUCCUAUGGGUACCCCCUAAAAAAUAGUAUUCGUCAGCUCUGCAAAGUGAAAAGUCUUCUGGACAAAAUAAAUGACACUGUUCUUUGCAUUUCCUGAUGUGCUGCUUAAUCCACUGUUUAACCUGCUGCCUUGUCUCCAACAUCUUCACUCCGCUGGUCAGAAUCAGUAUUUUCGUAGGCAGAUUGCUGAUACCUUCAGAUCACUUUGUACUUACUCAUAGAAGAGAUGAUGGAGUACUACAUUCAUUUACUUGCUUGUUUAAAAAACUUCUAAGAUAAAAAAAAUCACCAGGAAUAAUAAUUAUUUUAAAAUGAAAAAAAAAUGCUCUAAUCUAACCCAAAAUGUUCAUUACAGAAGCAACAAAUAGCAGCAUUUCUAUCAGUCACUCAGAUUGAAAAGGUUCACAUGAUUCAACAAAUGAAAAUUUUGAACUCAGGUUUGGUUAAUACAAGAAAAAAAUACUCCAUCUGCUAUAUCCUAGAGGGAAUUAGAAAAUUCAAAUAAAAAAUUUAAUUUUCAUGGGAAAGUGCUUAGAUUUCUGCCUAGAAGGAUAAUAUAAAAGCAAAUUUCUUCAAGGUACUUAUAUUCCCAGACCUAAAUAUACGGUCUGAUAAUAAACUGGAAUUUUUACCCUGGAAUUCAAGCUGAUAAAUAAAAUCUCUGCUUGCCUAGACCUGAGACAUUUCAAGAUCUGCUGGACAUCAGAGCUGCAGUCUUUAGGUUGUUGGAAGCCCUGCUUGGCUGGAAUACAAGUAAUUCUUUAUUCAACCAAAGAAAGUUGCUUU